AUGUUAGUUCAGCUAGUGAGACGGCCAAUUGCAUGGCGUCCGCUACUAUAUCCCACAUCCCAAUUGAGGUUCUACUCGACGGAUCUUGAAAAGUUAAAGAAGGAGUCAGACACCACGGAAUCUGAUAAUUCUGCCUCCACCACCGGAGUAAUUGAUAAGAAACAUAGUGAGGUGUUGUUGUACUACGACCACAUCUACCCAUUUACCGUCUCACACAAUCGACUCGCACAGUACUUGUCCAGGUUCACAUUCCCAUGGGUCAGAAAGUUUGAUGAUGAGAAAUUGAAACAGAAGGUAUGGAAUUUGUCGACACCUUUACCAGCUGGAUCCACUAUCACCGAGUUUGUUUCAUUGAAGAGAGACUCUGGAGUCUUUGUCAAGUUCAGCUACCCGCCUGAUGUGGAGGCCACGAAGUUCAUUGAGGAGAUUCGCCAGAACGUACGCAACAAUGAUGAGAAAAGAAGCAAUGCUAAUGUUGUAUCUCGUAUGUUGAGUUAUGUGUGGGGCACCGCUCCAAACGUGUAUUCUGUCAAAGGUGUGCCGUGGAUUGAGGAUAUGAAACGGUUCCCUAGCACCAAGAUCUCCGUCAAGUUUGAAGGGGACCCGUUGACGGAAGAAGAGUUGUAUGUGUUGUUCAGACGGUACGGGUUGAUUAACGAUAUCCAGCCUGGUCCAAGCGAAGCGUUUAUCUACUUCCAUAGCAUGUCGGCUGCUGUUUGUGCCAAACACUGUAUCACGGGUAUGCUGUUGAAUGGCGGCAAAACUGUUCUCCACAUCCAGUUUGUUCCUAUUCCUAGAAACAACUUCUUAGCGAAUGUGCUUUCCAACCAUACGAAGAUUGCUAUUCCAAUAUUGAUUGCCCUCUUGGCCACAUUUGCCGUUUUGAUUUUUGAUCCCAUCAGAGAAUGGUUUAUUGAGUACAAGAUACUCCACAGUGGUAAGACGUUUGAGCAGAUCAAGCAGAACAGAUGGUUCAAGUACUUGUACGUGCCUUACAGGACAAUCGUGGACUGGAUGUACAGUGGGUAUGACUAUAUCGACCAGCAAAUACACGAGGUGGCCCGUGUUACAACCAAUGGUGGUUCAUCGGACGGUGAGGAAGACGAUGGAAGUGGAGAUGGCCCGUCUGUGCGUGACAUGCAGAAGGAGAGCAGCAUGUUCUGGAUCGAGAGGUACGAGAAGUCUAAGCAGUUGCAAUUAUGGAUCAUGGAGAAUGCCAACACUUUUAUCGUAGUCAAGGGACCACAGGGGUCUGGUAAGGAGGAAUUUGUGUUGGACCACACGUUGAGCAGAGACGACAAGUUGAACAAGAAGGUGUUGGUCGUUGAAUGUGACAAAUUGGGCAAAUCUCGAUCAGACAACAACUUGAUCGAUACAGCAGCUACACAGCUCGGGUAUUUCCCAGUGUUCACAUGGACCAACACGGUUUCCAGGUUUGUUGAUUUGGGGGUCCAGGGGUUGACGGGACAAAAGUCUGGUUUGAGCGAGAGCAAGGAGACACAGAUCAAGAACAUGUUCCUGUUGGCAACACAAGCCAUCCGCAAGAUCACCAACAGUGAGUACAAGAAGUAUGUCAAGAGUGUGGAGCGCCGAAACAAGAGAUUGAAGGAUGACGAGAAGCUUGAAAUACUCCGUGAAGAGGACUUUUUACAACAGCGACCAGAAUCGAAACCGGUCAUUGUGUUGAACCAGUUUGCUCGCCGUGCAGAUGUCCGGCUGAACGACUUUGUUUACCCGUUGUUAGCUGAGUGGGCAUCGGGGUUGGUGCAGAACAACAUUGCGCAUGUGAUCAUUUUGACAGCCGACAUUGGGUCUGUCCAACUUUUGAACGAUGCUUUGCCCAACCAGGUGUUUAAGGAUAUUUCGUUGUCGGAUGCAUCAAUGACAAGCUCGAAACAGUAUGUUUGUGAUGCUCUCAAGAUCAAGGACACGGGUCCUUUAGAUGCCUGUCUUAAGCCGCUCGGGGGCAGAAUGUUGGACUUGCAGUCGUUUAUCAGACGGUUGAAGUCAGGAGAGAGUCCGGAACAAGCCGUCCAUGAAAUGAUCACACAAGCGGCUGAAUUGAUCACCACUUUCUUUUUAAGCAGCCACCACAAGUUUGGGGCUGGGGACAGCACAUGGAACGCUGCUCAGGUGUGGUUGAUCAUGAAAUUGUUGACCCAGUGUGAGACAAUCAACUUCCUAGAGUUGGUGAAACUGCCAUUGUUCAAGGCCAACAAGGAGACCAUAGAGACAUUGACGACAUUGGAGAAGUAUGAUCUCAUUUCACUUCAGCGUGACAAGGGGGUGUUGUCCAAGAUCUCGACCGGAAGACCGUUGUUCAAGGCUGCGUUUGAGAAUAUCAUUGGUGACAGACGUAUCUGGCAGUUGUAUGAGACUGAUUACAUCACAGCCUUGAUUGGUGUUGAAGUGACCAAGAUCCAGAAGAUGGAGGACGAGUUGGAGAAGAUUUACAAGAUUGGCAAAGUAGACGGCAGAAUAGAGUAUUUGUCAAAGAAGAUCGAAGCAUCCAGUGCCAAGAUCGUAGAGUAUGAAAAGAAGGCGGCAGAGGUAGCAGCCGACAGCCAAUCAAAGAACACAUCGUUUCUUGGGAUAAAGUUCUAA
Molecule: messenger RNA, 2604 nt
Organism: Candida tropicalis MYA-3404
Lineage: Eukaryota; Fungi; Ascomycota; Pichiomycetes; Serinales; Debaryomycetaceae
Exons: 1
Coding region: 1-2604 (867 amino acids)
Cellular component (GO): mitochondrial inner membrane
Molecular function (GO): nucleic acid binding
Source: RefSeq, a predicted model, not a curated record